Messenger RNA from Trachymyrmex septentrionalis, 2085 nucleotides. RefSeq names its product glutamyl aminopeptidase-like. Gene Ontology annotation, biological process: proteolysis; peptide catabolic process. Bases 1 to 2085 code for a protein of 694 amino acids. The transcript is spliced from 9 exons. NCBI's taxonomy places the organism in Eukaryota, Metazoa, Arthropoda, Insecta, Hymenoptera, Formicidae. Gene Ontology annotation, molecular function: zinc ion binding; peptide binding; metalloaminopeptidase activity. Gene Ontology annotation, cellular component: cytoplasm. The record is from RefSeq and is a predicted model, not a curated record.
AUGAAAUUUGUUGGUACAAUAACUGAUAACACAGGAGGCUUCUUCAAAAUACCCUAUGAGAACGACAUAGGAGAAAAAAAAUGGAUAAUCGUAGCAGGAGAUUUCCAAGGGAUUGGAGCGCAACAAAUAUUUCCAUCUUUGGACGAGUCAGCUCUUAGAGCCAACUUUACCAUUUCCGUAACACAUCAACCAAAUUAUAUAGCUUUAUCGAAUGCAAAGAUUACACGUACAGAAACACGUGAAAACAAUGUCGCGAUUACAACAUACUUCGAAACAACUGAUAAAAUAUCCCCUUAUCAAGUAGCGAUUGUAUUGUCCGAACUUCCAAAUUGUUUUGAUUCUACGUGGCGCUGGCGGUGCAGACGAUAUGUGCAGCUCAAAGAUAUAAAAUAUGCACAGGACCUAGUUGAAAACUUCAUACCAUAUUUAAGAACUGUAUUUAAGAACUCAAAGCUUCCACGUAAAAUAGAUUAUGUUGUAAUUCCUGGUUUCAAAGACGAAGGCUUGGAAAGUUGGGGACUCGUUCUAUAUAGGGAAUCACUUGUUCUUUACGAUGAAAAAUUAGAUACUGCUGCGCGGAAAUUUGAACUGGCACGUAUGGUAGCACAUAAAAUGGUGUAUCAAUUCUUUGGCAAUUUGAUCAGCCAAUCUAAGUGGUCUGAUUUGUGGUUAAACGAGGGUAUUGCUACGUUUUAUGCAAUGAAGUUUCUCAACAAGUAUAUAAACCCUCAAUUGAUGGAUUUACUCACAGUACAGUUUCAACAUGAGUCUCUUCGUUUGAAUGAUUAUUACGACAUGCCUCUUGUACCAAAAAUUGAUACGUCUUCUAAUAAUACGACAUUUUUCCCUUUAACCCAUUAUGUUAAAGCACCUAAUUUUAUACGCACAUUAUUACAAACGAUACCCUCAUCUGUAUUUCAAGCAAGUCUCAAUACAUAUUUAUCCAUAUAUCAGCUUAGAUCCGACAAUACUUGGAAUAGCACUAUCGAUAGUUUCUUCAAUGUUCUUACAAAAGCCGCAAAUGAACCAAAUGAUGACCUAAACUUGGCAGUUAGGUUGUAUCAUUGGACGAUGCAAGAACGUUAUCCUAUACUACAGAUGACACGAGAUAAGGUUUCUCGAAAUAAGGUUAUAAUAACAUUACAAAAAGACUAUUAUAAUAAUUCAUAUCCGAUAAACAUGUGGAUACAUGUGACUUAUGUUACGAACAAUUCUUCCAAUUAUACAAGGGAAGAAUGGUUGAAUCCGAACAUGUCAUAUUUAGAAUUGACUACUAUUAAAGAAGAUGAUUGGAUUAUUAUUAAUGUACAACAAGCUGGAUAUUAUCGUAUUAAUUACGACAAUGAUAAUUGGGAAAAACUUGCAAGAUAUUUAAACUCAACGGAAUAUAUGAACAUACAUGUACUCAAUCGUGCUCAAAUCAUUGAUGACGCGUAUUUCUUUCUAUUAAGGAACAAACUGGAGUACAGUUUUUUCGAACAACUUACUUCCUAUCUGUCUAAUGAGACAAAUUAUGUAGCGUGGUAUCCUAUGUUUAAAAUUCUAGAAAAUAUGUCGGGCUUUUUUCCAUUUUCAAACAGUACCAGAGUCAAGGAACAUUUUCAGAAAAUCUUGAUAUUUCUUCUCUUUAACAUAGGCUACGUCGACUUGGAGAAUGAAAGUGAUUUUACUAAAUGUUUAAGGCACGAAGCCGUAAAAUGGGCAUGUGUUCUGAAUUCUCAAGAAUGUAUGGCUGUUGCCACUUCUGAUUUAAUACGGUUAUACGAAAAGCCAAAAUUACAUCAAAUUUUUCCGGGAUGGAAAGAAUGGACUUAUUGUAAAGGAAUAAUGAAAGCAAAUAAUAUAACUUGGAACAAAGUGUUGAAUGAGGAAAAGAAACCAUUAAACAAUCAACUUUUAGAAUUUUUAACGUGCUCUAAAUCUGAUACUAUCAUCAUCAACUAUAUCAAUCUUUUGACAUCAAGAUAUUUUACUGAUGUAAAGCAGCGUAUUGUAAUUUUUCAUUCUAUUAUUGCAAAACAUAUAGACAAUGAUUUAGUCUUUAAGUAUAUACUACAAAAUUUUGAAAAAAUAGUACCCAGGUAA